AUGCCCCGGGGGUUCCUGGUGAAAAGGAACCGGAGGGCCACGCCGAUCUCCUACCGGGUCCGCUGCGUCCAGGAGGGCGAGCCCGAGCUGCUGCUGUUCGCCGGCGGCCAGCAGCUCUGCUCCCCACCCCUCCCCUCCGCCGGCCCCGAUCCGGCGGCCCCCACCGCGCCCCGGGAACCGCCGCUGCCGCCCCCCAAGCCCAUGCAGUUCGGCACCCCCGAAGCCGCGUGCCAGGCGCUGUACAGCCCCACCCGGCCGGUCAGCAAGGAGCACGAGAAGAAAUCCUUGGAGCGCAGCUUCAACCUGGGCUCGCCGGUCUCCGCAGAGUCCUUCCCAGCCCCGGCGGUGCCCAGCACCAUGGACCCGCUGCUCUUCGCCCCGGCCGAGCUCAAACUGUGGGCCUCCUCCAGCCCCGCGGAGACCAGCGGCCCCCAGCGCAGCACCCAGAGCGGCCCCCACAGGGACACCCACUGCAGCACCCAGGGGCCCCUGAACGGCACCCACUGCAGCACCCAGAGCGCCACCCUCUGCAGCGGCCAGGCGAGCGCCGGCACCCGCAGUCUGUCCGCCCUGCUGCCCCCCUCCUCUGCCUCCUCGGGCCGCCCCCAGCCCAAGCGGCCCCCCGCCGGCUCGGAGCCCGGCAAGCACAAGCCCCCGGCCGCUAAGAAAGCCAAAGCCAUCCGCAAGCUGAACUUCGAGGACGAGGUGACCACGUCGCCGGUGCUGGGGCUGAAGAUCAAGGAGGGGCCGGUGGAGCCGCCCCGGGCGCGGGGGGCGGGCGGGCCGGGCCCGCGGCCGCUGGGCGAGUUCAUCUGCCAGUUGUGCAAGGAGGAGUACGCCGACCCCUUCGCCCUGGCGCAGCACAAGUGCUCGCGCAUCGUGCGCGUGGAGUACCGCUGCCCGGAGUGCGACAAGGUCUUCAGCUGCCCGGCCAACCUGGCCUCGCACCGCCGCUGGCACAAGCCGCGGCCGGCCCCCAGCGCCCCGCCGCCGCCGCCCACCAAGGCGCCCGAGGAGCAGCCGCCGCCCAAGGAGGCCGGAGGCAGCGGCAGCGAGCGGGACACGCCCAGCCCCGGCAGCGGCGGCGGCUCGGAGUCCGGCUCCGAGGAGGGGCUGUACGAGUGCCCCACCUGCACCCGCCGGUUCCGCCGCCAGGCCUACCUCCGCAAGCACCUGCUGGGCCACGAGCCGGGGCCCGGUCCGGAGAGGCCCGGCCCAGAGGAAAGCCCCGGCGCGCCGGCCGCCAGCGAGUGCCACCUGUGCCCGGUGUGCGGGGAAACCUUCCCCAGCAAGGGCGGCCAGGAGCGGCACCUGCGCCUGCUGCACUCGGCGCAGGUCUUCCCCUGCAAGUACUGCCCGGCCACCUUCUACAGCUCGCCCGGCCUCACCCGCCACAUCAACAAGUGCCACCCCUCGGAGAACCGGCAGGUCAUCCUGCUGCAGCUGCCCGUGCGCCCCGCCUGCUAG
Messenger RNA from Emys orbicularis (European pond turtle), 1467 nucleotides. It is a transcript of the gene INSM1, whose product is annotated as INSM transcriptional repressor 1. The transcript has a single exon. Gene Ontology annotation, cellular component: nucleus; transcription repressor complex. The record is from RefSeq and is a predicted model, not a curated record. Lineage: Eukaryota; Metazoa; Chordata; Testudines; Emydidae. The coding region runs from base 1 to 1467 and encodes 488 amino acids. Gene Ontology annotation, biological process: neuron differentiation; regulation of cell cycle process; negative regulation of transcription by RNA polymerase II. Gene Ontology annotation, molecular function: DNA-binding transcription repressor activity, RNA polymerase II-specific; RNA polymerase II cis-regulatory region sequence-specific DNA binding.